CUGCUCGUGGCAAAAUGGCGACCGACGAAUCACAAAAUGCUAAAAAAAGGAGAAGUGGAUGGGAUCAGCUAGUGCCAAAUGAGAAGGAGCCAGAGCAGACGGGGCGUCUGAUAACCCCUGCCACUCUGCCGGUCCUCAAUGCCGACCAGCUACAAGCUCUCCAGUUGGCCAAACGCUACUGCCAGGACAUCUCCAACAAGUUUCAACAACAGAAGCAGGCCCAGCAGCAGGUGAGUCAGAUGCAGCAACUGCAGGAUGCUGCCAACAGACAGCGAGCACUGCUUCUAAUGAGUCGUAUCUACAUCGGCAGCAUCAACUUUGAACUCGGGGAAGAAGCUGUGAGGUGCUGCGUUUGAGCCGUUUGGAACCAUCAAGGCUCUCAACAUGUCCUGGGACAGUGCCACCAUGAAGCACAAGGGCUACAGUUUCAUAGAGUAUGAGACAGCAGAGGCAGCUCAGCUGGCCCUGGAGCAGAUGAACGGAGUGGUCAUGGGAGGCCGGAACAUCAAGGUGGGAAGACCCAACAACGUUCCGCAGGCAGCUCCAGUCAUAGCUGCUAUACAAGAAGAAGCCACCAGGAUUCCUCGUAUCUACGUAACCUGCAUCCAUCUGGACCUCAGCUCCCAAGAUGUCAAGAGUGUUUUUGAAGCGUUUGGUAAGGUGACCAAGGUGGACCUGGCCCCCAGUAACGCGGCGGGGAAACACAGAGGGUGGGGCUUCGUCAACUACGCCUCGCAGAAGAGUUCCCAGGAUGCCAUAACUUCCAUGAACCUGUUUGACCUCGGAGGCCAGUUUCUCCGAGUCCGUGGGGCGCUGACUCCGCCGAUGCAGCUGUACCCACCCAAUGCUGCCCCAGUCCUCCCCACGAUACUCACCACUCCAUUCGGAACUGCUGAGGAGAUGAACGCCGCUGCCCAGCAGGCUGCAUCUGUAAUGCCGAUCCUCAAUACUAUCCCCAACCUGCCUGAGCCCGCCCCCAAGGUGGCUGAUUCAGCUGCCAGCUCUACUACUGGUAUAAGAGUCGAUGCUAAGAACCUGGACGCCAUUCAAGCCAAGCUCCAGAUGGCCCAGGAAGAGAAGCAGAAGCACACUGGACAAGAGGUGACGACACUCCAACAGGAGGAGAAUGUCUCCAUCUCUGGCAGCAAUGCCCGACUCAUGAUCAUGAAAAAACUCUCCCGGAAGAGCGAGUCGUCGGUGAUAGUACUGAGGAACAUGGUGGUUGCAGAGGACCUGGAUGAGGAACUGGAGGAUGAGGUGACGGGGGAAUGCAGUAAGUACGGAGCUGUCGAGAGGGUGGUCAUCUAUCAGGAGAAACAGGGGGUGGAGGAUGACGCUGAAACCAUCGUCAAAAUCUUUGUCAUGUUCUCCAAACCUUCUGGUUAGAUGUGGAGGAGAGUGAAGGGUUGCAUCAGUUUUAUGUUGCAGCUCAGUGACCAGUCCAUUUGUCAUAGAGCGUGUGGAUAUCAUAAAUUCUCUCUCUCUUCUCUUUCUCUGUGUGAGCAGAGGCUGAGGCAGCCAUAUCUUCCCUGAACGGACGGUGGUUUGGAGGCAAGAUGAUCAAGGCACAGAUGUAUGACCAAGCCAAGUUUGAGGCCAAUGAGCUCUCUCAGUGACUCUAACACACACACACUUACAAUCAUCUCUCUGUAUUGUACACAAGCUUACUGCUUUGCUGAAUCCUCAGAAAUAAUGAUUUUCAAAUUUCCCAC
Molecule: messenger RNA, 1712 nt
Organism: Geodia barretti
Lineage: Eukaryota; Metazoa; Porifera; Demospongiae; Tetractinellida; Geodiidae
Source: the annotation of a GenBank genome assembly